Egretta garzetta (little egret) is the source of this 1209-nucleotide messenger RNA. It is a transcript of the gene ACTA1, whose product is annotated as actin alpha 1, skeletal muscle. Gene Ontology annotation, cellular component: striated muscle thin filament; actin filament; stress fiber. The transcript has 6 exons. Gene Ontology annotation, biological process: skeletal muscle thin filament assembly. The coding region runs from base 1 to 1134 and encodes 377 amino acids. Lineage: Eukaryota; Metazoa; Chordata; Aves; Pelecaniformes; Ardeidae. The record is from RefSeq and is a predicted model, not a curated record.
AUGUGCGACGAGGACGAGACCACCGCGCUCGUGUGCGACAACGGCUCCGGCCUGGUGAAGGCCGGCUUCGCCGGGGAUGACGCCCCCAGGGCCGUGUUCCCCUCCAUCGUGGGCCGCCCCCGACACCAGGGCGUCAUGGUGGGUAUGGGUCAGAAGGACUCCUACGUAGGAGAUGAAGCCCAGAGCAAGAGAGGUAUCCUGACCCUGAAGUACCCCAUUGAGCAUGGCAUCAUCACAAACUGGGACGACAUGGAGAAGAUCUGGCACCACACCUUCUACAAUGAGCUGCGCGUGGCCCCUGAGGAGCACCCCACCCUGCUCACUGAGGCCCCCCUUAACCCCAAAGCCAACCGUGAAAAGAUGACCCAAAUCAUGUUUGAGACCUUCAAUGUCCCUGCCAUGUACGUGGCCAUCCAGGCUGUGCUGUCCCUGUAUGCCUCUGGCCGUACCACUGGUAUCGUGCUGGACUCCGGCGAUGGUGUGACGCACAACGUCCCCAUCUAUGAAGGGUAUGCCCUGCCCCAUGCCAUCAUGCGCUUGGAUCUGGCUGGCCGGGACCUCACUGACUACCUGAUGAAGAUCCUGACUGAGCGUGGCUAUUCCUUCGUCACCACAGCUGAACGUGAGAUCGUCCGUGACAUCAAGGAGAAGCUGUGCUAUGUGGCGCUGGACUUUGAGAACGAGAUGGCCACCGCUGCCUCUUCCUCCUCCCUGGAAAAGAGCUACGAGCUGCCUGAUGGGCAGGUCAUCACCAUCGGCAACGAACGUUUCCGCUGCCCGGAAACCCUCUUCCAGCCUUCCUUCAUUGGCAUGGAGUCCGCAGGGAUCCAUGAGACCACUUACAACAGCAUCAUGAAGUGUGACAUUGACAUCAGGAAGGACCUGUACGCCAACAACGUCAUGUCUGGGGGUACCACCAUGUACCCAGGUAUUGCUGACCGCAUGCAAAAGGAGAUCACAGCCCUGGCCCCCAGCACAAUGAAGAUCAAGAUCAUUGCCCCACCCGAGCGUAAGUACUCUGUCUGGAUCGGUGGCUCUAUCCUGGCCUCCCUGUCCACCUUCCAGCAGAUGUGGAUCACGAAGCAGGAGUACGAUGAAGCUGGCCCAUCCAUCGUCCACCGUAAAUGCUUCUAAACAUGUUUACAUGAUCACUUUGACAACCACGCUCAGGAUGACAACCUUCUAGGUUGCAGGCUGCUGAGGGCCUGC